AUGCCUGAACUUGGCGAUCCUUUCGAUCGUGCCGUAGGCCAGAUGUCCCAAGCGCAGGUGCAAGUUAAUCAGGGUGUCCCUCACAGGGGCUAUACUAUCUUUCUUUGCAUUCGAUCGGGUCAAGUCGCGCUUGAAGAUGCUGGAAACGUAAAAAUCGACUUUAUUGGUGGCCGAACCGAUGCUGCAAACGGCGACGGCGAUGCAAUUCUGGCUCCGCGUGACUACUACAGCUCGUCUGUUAUUGCUGUGCGAGACGGUAUCAAGAUUCUGGGUGUAUCGCCUGAGGAGGCGGUAGCUCUCGCGGGUCGCCCGCGUAGUGUUGUGUUACAGAAGACAUUGGGGUUCAGUGGUUCGUACAGCAACAACUCGACAAUGCUGUCAAAUGAGUACUUUAAGGUGCUGCUGACCGAAUCGUGGACGGCGAUCUCGGCGAAGGAAUUCAAAGCUACUGAUAAGAACAUAUUCAUGCUUGAUGUAGACUUGGCGCUGCUGGAAGCACCGGAGCUGAAGAUAUGGGUGGAAAAGUUUGCCAAGGAUGAGAUGGCUUUCAAAAAGGUCUUUUCGGGUGCCUGGCACAAGGUCAUGACGGCUGACCACUUCAAAGCUGAUAGCUACUAA
This is a messenger RNA of Plasmopara halstedii, 618 nucleotides long. RefSeq names its product catalase peroxidase hpi. Gene Ontology annotation, biological process: cellular response to hydrogen peroxide; hydrogen peroxide catabolic process. Gene Ontology annotation, cellular component: cytosol. The record is from RefSeq and is a predicted model, not a curated record. The transcript has 2 exons. Gene Ontology annotation, molecular function: heme binding; catalase activity. NCBI's taxonomy places the organism in Eukaryota, Oomycota, Peronosporomycetes, Peronosporales, Peronosporaceae. Bases 1 to 618 code for a protein of 205 amino acids.